Messenger RNA from Perca fluviatilis (European perch), 2949 nucleotides. Its product is annotated as inter-alpha-trypsin inhibitor heavy chain H3-like. The transcript has 25 exons. Bases 84 to 2831 code for a protein of 915 amino acids. Lineage: Eukaryota; Metazoa; Chordata; Actinopteri; Perciformes; Percidae. The record is from RefSeq and is a predicted model, not a curated record.
UAUGUACACAUUCAUGUUGUCCUUGUCUGUUUAAGUUUAAAAGACAGUUUGAGCUGCCUGGGCUGCACUCUGGUGGAGCCAUCAUGGAGAGAGCUGUGGUGCAAGUCACCCUCUUUGGGCUGCUGCUGGUUUUGGCUAGCACACUACCAAACAAGGACGACUGGAACAUCUACAGCUUUCACAUCAACUCCACAGUGACCAGUCGUUAUGCAACCACGGUCAUCACAAGCCGCGUGGCCAAUCGCAUGGACGACUCAAAGGAAAUAGAGUUCCAGGUCCGGAUUCCCAAGAACGCCUUCAUCAGUAAAUUCAGAAUGUUUAUAGAUGGCCAAUGGUACGAUGGUGUUGUGAAACGUAAAGAGAAAGCUCAGCAGCAGUACACUGAGGCUGUGUCCCGUGGCCAAAGCGCUGGGCUUGUCAGUUCUGUAGGGAGGACCCUCGAGGAAUUUAAGACCUCUGUGACUGUGGCUGCCCACAAAAAGGUCACCUUUGAACUCACAUAUGAGGAGCUGCUGAAACGCAAGCUUGGCAAGUACGAGCUGCAAAUCCACGCUCGACCCAUGCAGCCUGUCAAAGACUUCAAGGUUGAUGUGUACAUUAAUGAGAAAGCUGGCAUCAAUUUCAUCGAGGUAAAAGGAGGACUAAGCACCAAAGCCCUGGCUAAUGCUAUCACCAGAACGCAUGCAGACAAACAGGCGUGGGUGUAUUUCUACCCAACAGAGGACCAACAGAAAACAUGUGAUGGCUGUGGAGAGCAGGGUAUGAAUGGAGAUCUGGUUAUUGUUUAUGACGUCAACAGGGACACCUCACUUGGAGACAUCAAGACAUCAGCUGGAUACUUUGUUCAUCACUUUGCUCCAUCUAGUCUUUCCCGCAUACCAAAAAAUGUUGUCUUCGUUAUUGAUCAAAGUGGCUCAAUGAGUGGCAGAAAAAUGCAACAGACCCGAAUUGCAUUAAUCCACAUCUUGAACGACCUGGCAGAGGAUGACCACUUUGGUCUUAUCACUUUUGAUAGCAGCAUUUUUCACUGGAAAAGAGAACUUGUUCAGGCCAACAAGAAAAACCUGGAGAGUGCUAAGACAUUUGCACAGAAUAUUCAAGCUAGAGGAGCCACAGACAUUAACGCAGCAGUGUUGGAAGGAGCACGUAUGCUGAAUGCACAUCCCAGAGAAGGUUCAGUGUCUAUCGUCAUACUUCUCACCGAUGGAGACCCAACCUCAGGGGAGACAAAUCUUGAACAAAUACAAUCAAAUGUCAGAAGGGAUAUUGCAGACAAGUUCCCACUCUACUGUCUUGGUUUUGGUCAUGAUGUCAAUUUUGAGUUCCUUGAGAAGAUGUCGCUGCAGAACAAUGGUGUGGCACGACGGAUUUAUGAAGACUCUGAUGCUGAUUUACAGCUCAAGGGUUUCUAUGACGAGGUGGCCACUCCUCUGUUGACAGAUGUGACAAUGAUCUAUAAUGGAGGGACCAAUCUAACCCAGACUAACUUCAGCCAGUAUUAUAAUGGCUCUGAGAUUGUGGUGGCCGGUCAGAUCACUGACAACGACAUUGAAACCUUCACUCCACAAGUUGUAGCCAUUUCGAGGGAUAGAAGAGUGACGUUUUCUAACACAAACGCCACCGUGGAGUACACUGGCACAGAUUUUGACAGCCACGUCCAGAGGGUUUGGGCCUACCUCACAGUCAAACAGCUUCUGGAGAAAGAGCUGCUGUUUUCUGGACCUGAGAAGAAGAACGUGAAGAAAGAGGCCUUGGAGCUGUCGCUGAAGUACAGCUUUGUAACCCCACUUACAUCCAUGGUGGUCACCAAGCCUCUGGGGGAGAAAACAGAUGUGCUCCAUAAACCUAAGGAAGGUGGACCAACACAGGCACGGCCAUCUCCUGUAGGGCAUCGACCCUCGGCAAGAACAAGAAAUGGCAAGACACGUCUUCUGGCACAUCCCGGUUCCUUUAGUCUUUUAACACCACAACAUAUACCAGCGAUGCGUCUUUCUAAAGUUGUUACUAGGGGUCAUCUCUCCGGAGGACCAAUGCCAGAUAUACCAGCGAGGCGUCGUUCUCAAGGUGUUAGUAGUGGUAGUCUCUCCGGAGGACUAAGGCCAAACAUACCAGCUAGUGAUCAUAAUAUAGUUGUUGCAGUUGAAGAAUUCCUCAAAACCUCACAGACCAACAGUGAUCAAGUUGUUUCCAUGGUAACUUCAUCAGUUCCUCUUUCCCACAGGUUUCUGCUAAAAACUGAGAAUCUGUCUCUUCCACUCUGCUUUGAUGUCACUGGAGAUGUUCGCCUUAAACUACUUCACCAUCCCAACAGGGAGCUGUCUGUGAAUGGUGAGCUUGAUACAGUAACGAAUGGAGGCUUCAGAAGGAUUGUCAUCCACUUCAAGACUGACCUUUAUGUUGAGGUUGACACCAAUGUCAUCACUGUACGAGAGGGACAGACACUGACACGCCACACUGGACAGGAUCUCAUCACAGCUGGAAGUUUGACAGUGAUUAGGCGGAACAAGGAAAUAGAUGUUGCAGCUGGAGACACACGCAUGGUCAUCUAUAUUCAUGAGAAGGAUGGUGUGGAAUUCCUCUGGCCGGUUUUGAGACAGCAGCCACUGGACAACAACGUUACAGGAAUUAUAGCUCUAAAGCCAGCAGUUUAUGAGGAGGUGCAACAAACUCCCUCAACAAAACUUAAGAUCAAAGACCAGGAGAUUGACGUUACGAGGUCCAAUGCUUUUGACUACAGUAUAGUCUCUCCACCAACACUGGACUGCUGGCUCAUGUCUGCGGAGUCUGUCCUGCAAAGACGCCUGGAUGAUUUCAUCGUUACUCAACUUUAACUGGGAAUUAUGUUGAAUCACUUGCAAAGAUUUCAUUUUAAAGAAAAAAAUGCAAACACUGAUUCAUCUUGGAACAAACUUUCCACCUGUUACUAACAAAUAAAUAGUAUCCCCGAUC